This is a messenger RNA of Cherax quadricarinatus, 790 nucleotides long. The record is from RefSeq and is a predicted model, not a curated record. Lineage: Eukaryota; Metazoa; Arthropoda; Malacostraca; Decapoda; Parastacidae.
AUGGAUACCCAGAGGAACUUGUGGGUACUGACGUCAGGUGAGCUGGUGUAUUACGUGGCUGCUGUUGUUGUACUGCUGGAUCAUACACACAAUACACAGAGACAUUAUACUGAGCAUACCGAGGAUAUACAGUGCUUGGCACUGCACCCGUCACGUGACCUGGUGGCAUCAGGGCAAGGGGCAGGCAGAGCUAGGGAAGCCAGUGCCCAGCUGAGGGUAUGGCACACACGUACCCUAGCAACCCUCCACGUGUUGGGCAACAAGCAGCUAGGCGUGGGCAUCCUAGCUGUGGCAUUCUCAACCAAGAACAAUGGGGAGUUCCUACUUACUGUCGACGGUGAGAGAGAGUACCUAAUGUCGGUCUGGUCUUGGGACAACGAGAAAGUCCUCGGGAAAGUGGCGACUCAUCAACAGGUGUUAGGUGCCUCGUUUCACCCGUUCGACAACAACCUGAUAGUUACUUACGGCCUGGGACACCUAACUCUCUGGUCCAGGAGGAAGGAUGGCAUCUUCACCCGGUCCGACCUCCUCCAGGUCUCUGACAGGAACAUAACUGCACUGGAAUACACACCUGCGGCGACCUAAUUACCGGAGACCAGAAUGGUCUUCUGACGGUCUGGAGUGUUGAUGCUGAGGGCGAUUACUACGUUAAGAAGGAGUUCAAGGGUCACAAGAGUGCCAUCAGCUGUCUACAGAUAGUCAGCAACAGUACUGUACUAUCAGGAGGUGUCAAAGAUAGGAAGGUCAUCGCCUGGGAUACUGAGGACGACUUUGAGAAGAUCGUAGAAAC